CCCGUGGACUCUGGUUCAAGAGACGGAAGACGGGAGUCUUCAAGUCUCUGGCCCUAUGGGUAAUAUGUUGGAGAUAUUUGCUGCUGCGCUGCACUUCGACUAUGAAGUCAAACGACCUCCAGAUGGCUUGUGGGGAGCGGUUACCGAGAACGGGAAUUGGUCAGGAAUGAUUGGAAUGCUGGAGAGACAGGAGGUUGAAUUUGCUAUGGGACCUUUCACCAUCACUCCCCAGAGGGAAACUGUAUGCAAUUUUGUCCUACCAGUUCACAACGAUAACAAGGCUAUCCUCACAGUGCGACCAGGGCUUACUAACGAUUUAUCAGGAUUUCUGAAGCCUUUCGCAGUUGAGGUCUGGCUCAUGAUUGUGUUGAGUGCCAUCAUGAUCGGGACUGCAAUGAUUUUCGUCGUAUUGAACGAAGCUGAAAUAUUUGAGCUCUCAAAGCAGAACGCUGUCUCUCGUUCAACUCAGUGGGUCUUCUCAACUUUUGCUCAAGAAAGUUCUGACUGGAUUCCAGAGAGGAAUGCAGGGCGCAUCGUUAUGGCGACUUGGCUUAUAGCUUCAUUCAUCUUCAUGUCAUCAUAUAGCGGAAUUCUGACUGCAAUGUUGACCCUUCCGAGGGUAACCAUUCCUAUAGAUUCCUUGGAAGAUCUGGUUGCACAGUCCAAGAUUCCCUGGAGGCUUGAGAAAGGAUCAAUGGCCACUCAGUACUUGAUGGAGUCAAAAGAUCCGGUUCGGCAGGAGGUCGUUGCCAGGAGUUCAGGGUUUUUCUACGAUUGCUGGAAAUCCAAGGAAGAUAUUUCUACCGGAAAGUUCGCUGGAAUCUGUGAUGAAACGACGAUGAAGAAGGCCAUGUCUUGGGAUUUCAGCUCAACAGGAAAAUGCCACCUCUAUAUGACCAGAGAAAAGGUGUUAUCGGGAGCCAUGAUGGGCAUUGCAUUCAGGAUAAAUUCGACCUAUUUCGAUGCAGCAAAUGACGUAGUUCACAGAGUGAAGCAAGGGGGACUCGUAGUCAAGUGGCUCAAUGACCAGAUCACCAACACGACGGAAUGCCUGAAGCCGCCAAGUUCCGACAGGAGGGAGGGUAUCAGGGCACUUAGCAUUAGUGUCUUCGGCGGUCCUUUGAUUUUUGUUGGCGGAGGUUUAGGGUUGGGGUGCAUUUUAUUCCUUUGCGAAAACCUGUACUUCAGAAUCAAUAAGAAGUGUUGCGGUAAUUAG
Molecule: messenger RNA, 1216 nt
Organism: Macrobrachium nipponense
Lineage: Eukaryota; Metazoa; Arthropoda; Malacostraca; Decapoda; Palaemonidae
Product: probable glutamate receptor
Exons: 9
Coding region: 56-1216 (386 amino acids)
Cellular component (GO): membrane
Molecular function (GO): ligand-gated monoatomic ion channel activity
Source: RefSeq, a predicted model, not a curated record